Molecule: messenger RNA, 2069 nt
Organism: Liolophura sinensis
Lineage: Eukaryota; Metazoa; Mollusca; Polyplacophora; Chitonida; Chitonidae
Product: polypeptide N-acetylgalactosaminyltransferase 5-like
Exons: 11
Coding region: 1-1737 (578 amino acids)
Biological process (GO): protein O-linked glycosylation
Cellular component (GO): Golgi apparatus
Molecular function (GO): polypeptide N-acetylgalactosaminyltransferase activity
Source: RefSeq, a predicted model, not a curated record
AUGACUCGGGUCUUCCGUUCUUACAGACCAGAUGUAUGGAUUUUAGUAUUUGUGAUAUUUGUCAGCGUGGAAAGUUUUCUCAUGUUUUACUCCAAACUGAGUCGGUGCAACUCGGUGACGGACAAAGCCCAACUAGUUUCCACAUCGAAGGAAUUGGAGGGGAUUCGGCAGUUCAAAAGUAUGGUAGAAUCGGGACAAAUGUUGGAAAACGCCAGCCAGGAAGUAUAUGGACCAGGGGAAUAUGGUCGAGCUUUUCAAAUUGAGACAGAUGACCUCGGCCCCAUGGAUAGCAUCAAAUAUAAGGCAGGUUACGACGAGCAUGGAUUUAAUGAAUAUGCCAGUGAGCUUAUCUCCCUUCACCGGAAGUUACCGGCAUUUUUGCAGGAUUCCAGGUGUAAGGCUAUCCAGUACCCUAAUGACUUGCCCACCGUCAGUGUCAUUAUUCCAUUCCGUGACGAAGCCUGGAGUACUCUACUGAGAACUGUCCAUUCGGUGCUUGACCGAUCUUCUCCUAGACACCUCAAGGAGAUCAUCUUAGUGGACGACAACUCCACACUCCCCCAUCUGAAGCAGAAACUGGACUUGUACGUGGAACAGCUGCCUACAGUCUACCUCUUACGACUUACCAAGCCCUUAGGACUUAUGAUGGCUAGACAAGCCGGUAUUGAGCACGCGCGCUAUGACGUCAUCGCCGUUAUGGAUUCGCAUGUGGAAGUUGCCGAAGGCUGGCUGGAGCCACUACUGCACCCAAUCUAUCUGAACAACAAGGUCAUGACCUUUUCGCGGGUUGAUACGAUCAACAGAGACAACUUCCACUAUUCAGCAGGAGAUCUGGAUCGAACAUUCCUAGUUCCAAAUUUCGACUUUUACCUCAAUAUGGUAUUUUCCGAGCUGACGACCGAGUAUGAAGCUAAACGGGUGCGGCGCACAGAUCCCGUGUUAUCACCAACAAUACAGGGAUGGAUGUUUGUCAUGCGGAGGGACUUCUUUUUGGAGCUUGGAGGAUUUGAUCCUGGCAUGAACGUCUGGGGAGCGGAACAAUUUGAGCUAUCAUUUAAGGUAUGGAUGUGUGGCGGUCGUAUAGAGAUGCCUCCCUGCUCUCACGCCGGCCAUGUCUACAGGAAUGUUAAGUGGAGGAACUGGUCAGCUCUCAUGACGAACAACUACCGUGUGGCCGAGACUUGGAUGGACGAAUACGGGGCCAUACACAAGGAGAGGACCGGCUGGUCAGGGGUUGGUGGAGAUGUUUCAGACCGCAGAGCUAUACGUGAAAGAUUAGGGUGUAAAAGUUUUUCCUGGUAUCUAGAUAACAUCGCACAAUUUGUGCGCAUGUAUAUACCCAAAAAUCGCAAGGCGAAAGGGUCGAUCAAGAACGGCGCACUGAAUCUGUGCAUUACAAGUGUUCAUCAUGGUGAGAGAGAGUACACUCCGCAGCUCAUGAGAUGCCAACGGGGAUUUGGAUUUGAUUGGGAUUUGUCUGACGAAGACGAGCUUCGUCACCAGUACCAGUGUUUUGACGUGAAGAGCGACGGUCAAGUUGUCACUAUGGUCUGUGGUAACAAUGGACCGAAGUCCAGUCAGAAAUGGAAUUACACACAAGCAAACACACUCCAACACGUGACCUCACGGAAAUGUUUGUCUGCUCCAUCUGACGCCAAACUUGGAUCUGCUCUGGAAAUGGUGGACUGUGACGUCACGUCGUCACGUCAGCAGUGGAUAUGGACGCGCAUUGGCUGAUGACAUGGACACGGACCGCUUUGGACAGGUUGUGAUACCGACUACGCGACCACAAUGAAGCAAAGAGGUCCGCAAACAGGACGAACAAGACUUUUAGUGAUUAGGACAGUCUAUAUAAACUCCAUGAGAAAAACAUUUGCUUUUCCAUAGAACCUUCCGAACUGUCAAUCAAGAACACGCAACUGACCAAUCAUAUCCAGUAUUGUUGCAAAUAGGUCAAUUGGAUAUCUCACACAUGGGUUACAAAUGUUUAAUUUUUCUGUAACGUCAUGACGUCACAAAUGCUUUCACCGGAAAUGGAAUGAAAACCUACUGAAGCGUGCAUCCCUUCG